AUGAUCAUCGGCCUCCAAAUCCUCAUCAUCUUUGUCGGUGGCCGCGCCUUCCAGAUCAAGCCUGGAGGAAUCGAUGGGACUCAGUGGGCUAUCAGCAUCAUUGUGGGCUUUGUAUGUAUUCCCUGGGCUGCCCUCAUCCGCUACUUCCCCGAUGAAUGGUUCGCUGUCAUUGCGCGGAUUGUCGGCAAGCCUGUCGUUAUCGUCUACCGCUGGUGCUGUACUGCCGCUAGCAAGUUCAAGAAAGUAUUUACCUUCCGUCGCAAGAAGGAGGUUAAAGAGGAGAGAGAUGUCGAGGAGGCAGCUGCUCCGGCUAUUGUUGUAGUCGGUGAUGACGCGAGUACUGCUGCUGCUGCUGAGGCUAAGAAGUAUUAG
Bipolaris zeicola 26-R-13 is the source of this 372-nucleotide messenger RNA. RefSeq lists its product as uncharacterized. The transcript has a single exon. The record is from RefSeq and is a predicted model, not a curated record. NCBI's taxonomy places the organism in Eukaryota, Fungi, Ascomycota, Dothideomycetes, Pleosporales, Pleosporaceae. The coding region runs from base 1 to 372 and encodes 123 amino acids.